Messenger RNA from Eurypyga helias (sunbittern), 1522 nucleotides. It is a transcript of the gene STEAP3, whose product is annotated as STEAP family member 3, metalloreductase. The record is from RefSeq and is a predicted model, not a curated record. The transcript is spliced from 4 exons. Gene Ontology annotation, biological process: copper ion import. Gene Ontology annotation, molecular function: cupric reductase (NADH) activity; ferric-chelate reductase (NADPH) activity. NCBI's taxonomy places the organism in Eukaryota, Metazoa, Chordata, Aves, Eurypygiformes, Eurypygidae. Gene Ontology annotation, cellular component: endosome; plasma membrane. Bases 1 to 1467 code for a protein of 488 amino acids.
AUGUCUGGAGGAGACAUGGCCAAACCCCUCCUGAGCCAUGGGAGCAUGGAGGGUGACCCCAGCAUCAUGCCUGCGGCCGGCCGCACCAUUGGGGUGCUGGGAAGCGGGGACUUUGCGCGGUCCUUGGCCAUCCGCCUGGUGUGCUCCGGGUUCAAGGUGGUGGUCGGGAGCCGCAACCCGAAGCGCAAAGCUGGCCUCUUCCCUUCUGCAGCAGAAGUCACCUUCCAAGCUGAGGCGGUGAAGAAAGCGGAUGUCAUUUUUGUGGCGGUUUUCAGGGAACAUUACUCCACCCUCUGUGACCUGGCUGAUGUGUUGGUGGGUAAGAUCCUGGUGGACGUUAGUAACAACACCGAGAUCAACCAUCACAAAGAAUCCAAUGCCGAAUACUUGGCUUCCCUGUUCCCAGCUUGCACCGUGGUCAAGGGGUUUAACGUGGUUUCUGCGUGGACGCUGCAGUCCGGUGCCAGGGAUGGAAAUAAGCAGGUUCUGAUUUGCUCAAAUAGCCAGGAAGCCAAGCGCACUGUAGCAGAAAUCGCUCAAGUCAUGGGAUUCACCCCUGUAGACAUGGGCUGCAUGUCGUCAGCCUGUGAGAUUGAGAACAUUCCCCUGCGCCUCUUGCCAGCCUGGAAAAUCCCCAUCUUUUUGGCUCUGGGGCUCUUUCUUUGCUUCUUCACUUACAACCUGAUCCGGCAGGUCAUCCACCCUUACAUCAGGGAGCAGAAGAACAAGUUGUACAAGAUCCCCAUCGAAGUGGUCAACACAACGCUGCCUUGCGUGUCCUAUGUCAUGCUGUCUCUCGUCUACCUGCCUGGGGUGCUGGCAGCCUGCUCGCAGCUCUACUACGGCACCAAGUACAGGCGUUUUCCAGAUUGGCUCGACCAGUGGCUCCAGCACCGAAAGCAGAUUGGCCUCCUCAGCUUCUUCUGUGCGGCUCUGCAUGCCGUGUACAGCCUCUGUCUGCCCAUGCGCCGCUCCCACCGCUACCAGUUAAUCGAGACGGCCGUCAAGCAGGCUGUGGAGAAGAAGAUGAAUAUCUGGGUAGAGGAGGAAGUCUGGAGGAUGGAGAUUUAUAUCUCCGUUGGAAUAAUUGCCCUGGGCUUGCUGUCGUUACUUGCCAUCACUUCACUUCCAUCCAUCGCAAACUCUCUCAACUGGCGGGAAUUCAGUUUCAUUCAGUCUGCCCUUGGAUUCGUCGCCUUGGUAAUCAGCACUCUGCACACACUCACGUACGGAUGGUCGAGGGCCUUCGAUGAGAACCAGUACAAAUUCUACCUCCCUCCCACCUACACCCUCACGUUGCUCGUCCCAUGCACUGUGAUCCUAGCAAAAAUCAUCUUCAGUUUGCCCUGCAUCCAGCAAAGACUUCUGCGAAUCAGGAGGGGCUGGGAGAAGGGGAGAUACGUGAAGUUUGUUCUGCCCAGCGCAACAGGGGAAUAUGCAAGUGGGGAGACCUCUAGCAAUGUCUAACGGAGCCCCGGCUGUGACAGAGGAUUUCAAAGCACUAUCAACAUUUCUAUAAAGG